ACAGUCGUCGUAGCACGUGGGAGUUCCUCCUACGCCAACGGAAGGGUCGUACCAUCCUCCUGAGCACUCACUUUAUGGAUGAAGCGGAUCUGUUAGGCGAUCGCAUAGCCAUCAUUAGCGACGGUCAACUCAAGUGCAUAGGCAGUUCACUGUAUCUCAAACAGGCGUAUGGGGCGGGCUACCAUCUGGUGUGCACAGCGAAGCGUGGGACAUCAAAGAUUGCCGAUUCCAUCGAUGUGAACGCGUUAACGCGUCUGAUCAUGUCGUUUGUUCCUGUGGCGAAGCUAGAGUCAAGUGUGGGCGCGGAAGUCACAUACACCAUGCCCUCGAGCGAUGCGAAGGUCUUCCCUGAUCUGUUAAAAGCGCUCGACGACUAUUCUGAGGUAGAGGAUUAUGGGUUGAGUAUGACCACAAUGGAAGAAGUCUUCCUAGCUGCUAACGGAUUCAGCAACCUGACGGACGACGACAACAACGGUGAAACCGGAGGUGCACUUGAUAUGCCUGAGAAAUCCGCCGACGGGCCUAUGACCGAUGUCACGUCCAAACAUGAUAUGUACGACACAUCUGCCAAGUCCGCUGACUCGGUGGGAGAGACGGCGGUUGCGUCUGUAGAGAUGAAGCCUGUAGCCAAAUCGGGAAUGCGUCAAAAGCUGUUCCAGCCGUCGCCUCUGAAGACGGGCAUGGCACUCAAGAAACAACAGUACACUGCCAUGGUGAAGAAGCGCUAUGUGCACUCUAAGCGAGAUAAAGGGGCAGUCUUGUGCCAGUGGGUGUUCCCCAUCAUCUUCAUGGUGUUGGCCAUGGUACUUGCCAAGACCAUCAAGGAAGACUUUGACCGACCCCCCCUCACCUUCAACAUCAAUGACCUCGAUACCAGCAGCGUGCCUAUCCAGAACCUGAACGCGGGCAACGCUCUCGCGGACUCUGUGGUCACCCAGCUCACGCAGGAGUUCAGUCCCACACUCGUGACCACGGUGGACCCGACUACCAACUUCACACUCAACUGGAUCAACACAGCCUAUACAGACUUGGAGGCUACCAUCUAUCCCGGUUACAUAAUACAGACAACCAACCCCACGGGCGGAGACGACGGCAGCCAGCUACUGUUUGUGACUGAGUACUUCCAGAAUCUGGCCCUCCAUGGAUCGGCUAUCUACCUCAACGUCCUCAACAACGCGAUUGCUCGGGUGUAUGUACCAGGCAUGAGCAUUACCACCACCAACCACCCUUUACCACUCACAGCCGCUGCUAGGAAUGAGCGAAUCGAGGAAGGAGGCCAAGAGUUGGCUGUGGCCAUCUUCACCAUCUUCGCCAUGUCCUUCUUAGCGGCCAGUUUCGUGACUUUCGUAGUGGAUGAGCGUCGCACCAAGGCUAAGCACAUCCAGUUUGUGUCGGGUGUGGACACAGUGAGCUUCUGGCUGGCUACGUACACGUGGGACCUAAUUAACUACUUGAUCCCGGUGACCGUUAUUCUAAUUAUCAUCAUCGGCUUUCAGGUGGAGUACUACACAGGGUCUAAUUACGGGGCUGUUGUGUGCUUGUUCCUGCUCUUCGGGUGGUCUGUGAUUCCCCUCAUGUACAUCUGCUCCUUCGGCUUUAAGGUGCCAUCCACUGCCCUGGCCUCCAUGAUUCUGUUCAACAUGUUGCUAGGUCUGGCUACAUCACUGACGACGUUUAUAAUGGACCAAUACGAAGAUCUCGAGGGCGUCUCAGAGAUUCUGGGCUGGGUGUUUAUGUGCGUACCCCACUAUUGCUUGGGUCGUGGACUGAUGGAUAUCUCAUACAACCAUUUGGCUAGCCAAGUAGCCGGCUAUGUAAGCCAGAAUGACCUAUUCUCCGGAGGCUUCAACUACUCACCUCAGAGUGCGCUCAGCUGGAAUGUCUCGGGAAAGAACUGUCUGUUCAUGUUCCUCGAGGGAUUUGUCUUCUUUGGAAUUGUGCUGCUUAUUGAGUACCGGUUCUUCAUCCGUAAAAAGCCGACCAAGGUACGUGCAAUUGUCUUGGGGUGUGCUCAGAUGUGCAUGCCAUCGUCUGGUUCUCAGUCAUGUAUGUCCAUGCAAUCAUGUAUAUACCUGUGUGUGUCAAAUAACAUACGCAUCACAUUCAAACUAUUCAGGCCUCCAGGUAUCAAUGGCGCGGGUAAGACGACCACCUUCAAAAUGCUGACGGGUGAUCUCAGCGUGACGUCGGGAAACGCGUACUUAGAGAAUUACUCCGUCGUCUCCGCGCUGAAAAAAGCGCGCAAGAACAUCGGCUACUGCCCACAAUUUGACGCACUCAUUGGGCUGAUGACGGGACGUGAGACACUGCAGAUGUACGCCAGAUUGCGCGGCAUCCAGGAUAAGGAGGUCGACGAUUCGGUUGAGGCCAUCAUUCAGAUGCUGCAAUUAGAGAAGUGGGCUGACCGGCAGGCGAAAACGUACUCUGGUGGUAAUAAACGUAAACUGAGUACCGGUAUCGCCCUGGUUGGCACGCCACCGAUCGUUUUCUUGGAUGAACCGACCACCGGGAUGGACCCCGCGGCUAAACGGUUCCUAUGGAAUACACUCAACGACGUGCGUGCGCAGGGGCUUGCCUUGGUACUAACUUCGCACAGUAUGGAGGAAGUAUCGGCUAUCUGCACACGCCUGGCCAUCAUGGUUAAUGGAGAGUUCCGGUGUCUGGGCAAUCAGCAGUACCUCAAGAAUAAAUACGGAGAUGGCUACGCGCUGGUGGUCAAGGUUAACAGCGACGCCGAUGUAAAGCCUAUCCGAGAGUUCAUUACCACUAACUUCCCGACAAGCGUGUUGAAAGAAGAGUAUGCCAGGAUGGUCUCAUACCAGAUCGAUGUGAAAUCGGACAAUAUGUCGUUGUCCGAAGUAUUCAAGAAGAUGUCGGACGCAAAAGAGACCCUCAACGUAGAUGACUUCCAUGUCAGUCAAACAUCACUGGAACAGGUCUUUAUACGCUUUGCUAAGACUGAUGCGGCGUUGAAAUCGAGCACCGUGUCUCUCGAGAAAUUGUGCGAAAAAGACGUUAUCGAUGAUGACGAGGCGCGCGUUGCAACAACCACAGCCGCGGGCGAACCAUUUGUCGAGCACAGCAAUGCCGACGACAAGGACGGCCUAGAGAAAGGAUCUAGUUCAAUUCAGAAGAGGAGUGAUGGUAACUAUGGCAACCACAGAGACCUGGAUGGCGAAUCAGAUGGUGUGGUCAACGCAGACAGUGACGACGAGGGUGUGUCAGGGCAUGUAGUGUAGUUAGAAGUAUCGGAGAGCACACAAAAUGAUCUGGAUCCGAUCCAGCCGCAAGACACUUGUAGUGGGUAUACCGGAUACGCAAGCGAUGCUGAGCCGAUUGGACACUUUGUUGGAGCUCUACAUAUCUCGCACGGUGCACUUGAGAGUGGUACUGUAAGCGGAGUGACACGCUAUCUAGUAUGCGGAUGGGUCUGUUCGAAUGAUCAAGGAAACACCUCUCUGGCGUUUGGUGUGGUUUUGGAGACGCGAAACACAAAACACUUAAAUGUGACGAGGAGCAGUCUCUAGAAACCGUCAACAAAAACACAUGUUGAUUUUUUAAUGGGUCAGUCAGACGCAUGUGGGUGUGGAGAUCAGAUCGCGAUGCCUCGUGAGAGCGCUAGAUGAAGUGCCCAACACUACAGUGCUUUGCCUUUGCAAGCAGCGGCUGCGACUGUGUAGUCGGUUGAGUUUAGUCAGCGCUGUCAAAUACAAUAGAAAAGAAAGUUGAUAAAUCUUGAAACCACCACAAAUAGAGCCACCGACACACGCCACCAUUAUUAGUACAACCUACACUUCCAACCUAAUCAUACUCGCGUAUUUUUGUUUUUCCCACUACUAUACUACAUAAAAAUAAAAACAAAAUAUAUGUAAUCACGUCUCAAGACUCAACCCCACACCCGCCACCACUAUUAGUGCAACCUACUCAUACUUGUGAAUUUUUUUUCUUCACUACACUACAUAUAAAUAAAUCACGUCUCAACCCC
This is a messenger RNA of Sphaeroforma arctica JP610, 3985 nucleotides long. RefSeq lists its product as hypothetical. The record is from RefSeq and is a predicted model, not a curated record. Gene Ontology annotation, molecular function: ABC-type transporter activity; ATP binding; ATP hydrolysis activity. The transcript has 19 exons. Lineage: Eukaryota; Ichthyosporea; Ichthyophonida. Gene Ontology annotation, biological process: lipid transport; transmembrane transport. The coding region runs from base 75 to 3239 and encodes 1054 amino acids. Gene Ontology annotation, cellular component: membrane; intracellular membrane-bounded organelle.